AGAACACCUACUCUCCAAGCCCUUUGUCCAACUUUUUGAUCUUGCUUUCCUUUAUGUUGAUCUUUUCUCCAUUCUCCCUUUCUUACAACGACCUUCAUUAAUUCCCCCCUUCUCGCUUUGUCCCAGUACUUAUUUCGAGCCCCUGAAAGGGCCGUCUCUUUCACCAGAAUUGGGCCCAGCUUAAUAUCGCCAGUCACUGACGUCCACUGCAGUGCCUCCUCCCCAUUCCAAACGAGUACGCAGGUCGUCGCAAGAGAACCAGUCAUGCUUCUACCAAUCCUCUGACCACGCGCGUCCAAUAAUACAAUACCUUGCCUCUCCACGCAGAAAAUAAAAGGAUUCCCGCAAGAGAAUCAAGCAUAAUACAAAAUGUCGUUGAACGAUACACUAAAUCUCGGGGGGAACACCACCGCAGCAGAACAGAAAAAUGGGCAAAGCGCUGGUCAAUUCGCUGCUUCCUUGGUCACUGCCAUAGCAGUAUUCGGGAUCCAGAUCGGAUUGUUUCUCGUCAUCAAGGACCGCUUCGCUAGAAUAUACCAGCCUCGGACAUACCUUGUCCCAGAAAGAGAAAGGACCAACCCAUCACCGCCAGGCUGGUGGAAGUGGAUAAAGCCCGUGGCUUCUACCUCCAACUCUGAAUUCGUCCAAAAGUGUGGCCUGGACGCCUAUUUCUUCCUGAGAUAUUUGCGUACGCUGCUCAAGAUCUUUGUCCCCGCCGCCUUGGUCAUCUUGCCCGUUCUCAUUCCCCUCAAUCUGGUCGACGGUCGUGGGGCACAAUUUGCACUCGGGAAAAACGAAAACUCAAGUAACGUCACGGGCCUGGAUCAGCUUGCCUGGGGCAAUGUCGCUCCUAACCACACUGGCCGAUAUUGGGCUCACUGGCUCUUGGCCUUGGGUUUGAUUGUCUGGAUAUGCUAUGUGUCUUUCGACGAACUACGCAACUACAUCCGCAUGCGGCAGGCUUACUUGACAUCUCCACAACAUCGUCUGCGUGCCUCUGCUACCACUGUCCUGGUGAGCUCGAUCCCUCAGAAGUGGUGCACUGUCGAGGCCCUCGACGGCCUCUACGACGUUUUCCCCGGCGGGCUUAGAAACAUCUGGAUCAACAGAAAUUUUGACGAGCUCAGUGACAAGAUCAAACGGCGCGAUAAGCUCGCUAAGACUCUAGAAGAAGCCGAGACCGAGCUCAUCAAGAAAUGUUUCAAAAAGCAUGAGGAGAAUGUCGCCAAAGCAGAGAAGGAGGCUGGCAAGAAACUCACUAAGGAGGAAAAGAAGCUGCGAGCUACCAUUAGAAAUGAAGCCGGUGAUCGGGCAGCCCAUGGCCACGGCACCACAACCGGAAAUCCUCAUCAGAUCGAGCAUAACCUUCACGAUGUCAUUCACGGUCAUCAAACUGGCUCCCCCUCGGAGUCAAGCGAUGACGAGGAAGAAGAGACCUCCGAGCCUCAACGGGACCGAUUCAAUAUCCCCAUAAUUGGCGGAGGCAUUUCUGCGGUCACUCACGGUUUGGACAAAGUGGGCAAAGGGUUAUUGGGAGGCAUUCGGGGAGUCAACAAAGGAGUCAAUGACACCCUCGACACCACCAAUGGCUUCGUGGCGACGGAUGCUGAACGAAAGGAAAUGGGCCGGAGCUCUCACGAUGAGGACGACGAUGAAAGUGCCAGCCCUGCGACACCAAAGAACCGCAAGGCCUUUGGCCAGCCGCGAACAACAGGUGCCAAAGAUGCCUCCGCAAAGAAUGCGAGCUCACUUGGUGACCGAGGAAGGUCGAUGGAGAAGUCACCUCGCGACCCACAUCCACCACAAAGCCCAAUCUCUCAAGGUAGUACAAUGGGGGGUGAAAAGGCUCGACCGGAAAAGCAAUUAACCAAAUUCGAAAAGUUCAAAAAAACCCUUGGUCUCGGGUCGGACGAGAAGGAACCUGUGGACUACCCGUCGGCGUUUGAAUGGAACUUUGAACACGACCCUGACGAUGCAGUCUGGCGACGGUAUUUAAGUGAAAAAGACCGUGAGACCAUGAGACUACCGAUAUUCGGCUGGCAAUGGAUGCCUUCGCUGCCUCUGAUGGGCGAAAAGGUUGACACGAUUCGAUACUGCCGGAAGGAGGUUGCAAGGCUCAAUGUCGAAAUAGAGGAUGAUCAAGCUCAUCCUGAACGGUUCCCUUUGAUGAAUUCCGCCUUUGUCCAGUUCAAUCAUCAGGUCGCAGCACACAUGGCCUGUCAAGCUGUCAGCCACCACCUACCCAAGCAGAUGGCUCCACGCUUGGUCGAGAUCGAUCCCAAUGAUGUCAUUUGGGACAACAUGUCAAUUCCAUGGUGGUCAGCGUACAUCAGAACUGGUGGGGUUGUUGCCAUUGUGGUUGGUAUGAUCAUCCUCUGGGCCAUCCCCAUCGCCUUUACGUCGGCUCUUUCACAGCUCGACACUGCUGCUAAGACGUGGACCUGGCUGCAUUGGGUUCUCAAAAUUCCUGCAUGGAUCCGGAGUGUCCUCCAGGGUGUGUUGCCAGCAACCUUGCUUGGUCUUCUGCUGUUUCUUCUCCCUCUGAUCCUCCGUUUCCUGGUACGAUGUCAGGGAACACCGUCUGGGAUGUUGGUGGAGCUCUCGGUUCAACGCUAUUACUUUUGCUUCCUGUUCGUCCAAUUGUUCUUGGUUGUCUCGAUCGCCUCAGCCUUGACCCAAUUCUUUGCGCUUUUCACAAGCGUAGACGGCUGGACAAACGUCCCAAGUCUCCUGGGUACCAACAUCCCCAAGGCCAGCAACUAUUUCUUCUCAUACAUGCUCCUCCAAGCCUUGUCAGUGAGUGCCGGAGCACUACUACAGGUCGGCUCACUCAUUGGAUGGUUCAUCCUUGCUCCUCUGUUUGACAACACAGCCCGAGCCAAAUUCGCGCGACAGACCCAAUUGCAAAACAUCCAAUGGGGAACGUUCUUCCCCGUGUACACGAAUCUGGCUUGCAUCGGUUUGAUCUAUUCCGUUAUCUCGCCUCUGAUUCUUCUUUUCAACAUCGUCACCUUCUCACUAUUUUGGUUCGUUUACCGGUACAACACCCUUUACGUCAACCGCUUUACUCGCGACACUGGGGGCCUCUUGUAUCCCAACGCCAUCAACUUCACCUUCGUGGGUGUCUAUGUGAUGGAGGUCGCUCUGAUCGGCAUGUUUUUCUUGGUCAGAGAUCAGCACGGGAAUGUCGCCUGCACGGGCCAAGCAAUCGGGAUGAUUGUGGUUCUCAUCCUGACCGCCGGCUAUCAGUUGCUUCUAAACAAUGCUUUCAGUCCGUUGUUUAGAUAUCUUCCUAUCACUCUCGAAGAUGACGCGGUUCGGCGCGAUGAGGAAUUUGCCCGAGCAAUGCAAAAGAAACAUGGACUCAUUGAGAAUGAAAAUGAAAAUGAGGAUCUUGAAGACCAGCUGGAGCGUAACGAGCGACAGUCGAUGGAAGAAGACCGCCAACAACAUGAUAUCGAACUUCAAGAUAUCGAAAAGGACAGACAGGACCGGCUUGGGAGGCAAAGGUCCCAGAAGUUGCCCGAUCUUGAGCCGUACGAGUUUCAGAAUCCAGAGAUUGCCAUGAAUUUAGACCAAGACAGCAGAGGCAUUCGAAUGAUGAAGGCAGCAGCCCAGAAGACAGCCGACAGGACUAAAGGCCUGGUGCCACGUACUAUUUCCCAAAGAGGCCAGCGCAAGUCCUGGGCCGACAGAGACAACGCCAGGAACCGACGAGCAUCGAACUUUGGUGAAUGGGAGAGUCCCUCACGAAGUAGAAGUCUAUCGCAGUCCGGAGGGGCGUUGAAGCAUCAGAAACACCAUCUGCAACAACCUAAGGAUGUCUUUGAUAAACUCAACAACUUUAACCCGGUGACGGGCACUGAAAAGGACGUUGAAGCACAACGCGCGGCUCGAAACCAGCUUGCUGACGCUCUCUUUGGAGGAGUCAAUGACGAAUUGGAGGAUCUGACACCCGAAGAGCGCGAUAAGCUCGUGCAGAGGGCUUUCCAGCAUAGUGCGCUCCGAGCCAGAAGGCCUGUCAUCUGGAUCCCCCGGGAUGAACUCGGUGUUAGCGACGACGAGGUGCACCGGAUGGGCCGCUUCAGCAGUCAUCUCUGGGUGAGCAAUGUUCGACAAGGCCUCGAUUCCAAAGGCCGUUGUGUUUACAGUGGCGCGCCACCUGAUUUCAGCGAGGUGGAUGUGAUCCAGCUCUAAAUGCUUGCAUCAGGGCACUAUGAUGAAGUCGCCGAAUGAUGAAAGCAGUUGCCAACCUUAGCGAGGCGUUUUGAACCCCUGGUCAGUGGGGGCGAUUUGUUACAAAGUGAGUGGGGAGGAACUGUGUGGAAAACCACGCACCGUUGAUGUCCAUAGAGCUCUGAUGAUACCAUUCGAAUCCCUGUAACAAUAUUGAGAAUAAAACGUUCAUGAC
Cladophialophora immunda is the source of this 4411-nucleotide messenger RNA. RefSeq lists its product as uncharacterized. The record is from RefSeq and is a predicted model, not a curated record. Lineage: Eukaryota; Fungi; Ascomycota; Eurotiomycetes; Chaetothyriales; Herpotrichiellaceae. Gene Ontology annotation, cellular component: plasma membrane. The transcript has a single exon. Gene Ontology annotation, molecular function: calcium-activated cation channel activity. The coding region runs from base 370 to 4197 and encodes 1275 amino acids.